This is a messenger RNA of Homo sapiens (human), 2144 nucleotides long. It is a transcript of the gene HAUS7, whose product is annotated as HAUS augmin like complex subunit 7. Gene Ontology annotation, cellular component: centrosome; spindle. The record is from RefSeq and is marked reviewed. Bases 681 to 1934 code for a protein of 417 amino acids. The transcript is spliced from 12 exons. NCBI's taxonomy places the organism in Eukaryota, Metazoa, Chordata, Mammalia, Primates, Hominidae.
ACCAGUCACCCAGCCACGCUCUAGGGUGGUAGCCAAGAAGACGGACCCCGAGCGGGAGGCAGAGAGACAAGAGGUGGAUGAAGCAGAGCAAGCGUGAGCAUGGUGAAGAGAAGACGGAGCCCCGCGCUGGGAGAGGAACGCUUCAGUCCGAGUUCCAUUCUGCACCCAAGGCUCCCCUUGGUCCUCCUGGGAACCAGGGUGCCCCUUAGUGGUGGUGGCCCAGGAGAACCCGACCAAGGCAGGAGCGCCCCCUCCUGGAAGAGCCUCGCUUCAACGCAUCAUCAUUCCCGGCCGGCAGCAGGGGCGACGCCAGCAAGGCCUGCGACUCAGAGCCAGCUUGGCCCGUUCGCCCCGCCCCUUCCCGGUGUCCGCCCCGCCCCUUUCCCGGUGUCCGCCCCGCCUCCUUCCCGGUGUCCGCCCCGCCCCCUUCCCUGUGUCCGCCCCGCCCCCUUCCCUGUGUCCGCCCUGCCCGCUUCACUGUGGUCCUGCCUCUGGGUGGUGCCGGGGCGGGGGGUGGGAGCCCGGGGCCCGCGCAGGCGGAGAUGUCGCCCAAUGGGAAGGGUCGGUCGGGAAGGGGGUGGGCGCAGGCGGGUGGGCGGGAAGAACGCUGGAGGUUGAUUGGCGGUCUUGCCGGCCAGUGAAGCCAGGGCAUGGGCGGGGCGCGGCUCGGAGCGCGAAACAUGGCGGGGCAGGACGCUGGCUGCGGCCGUGGCGGCGACGACUACUCAGAGGACGAGGGCGACAGCAGCGUGUCCAGGGCGGCUGUGGAGGUGUUCGGGAAGCUGAAGGACCUAAACUGCCCCUUCCUCGAGGGUCUGUAUAUCACAGAGCCAAAGACAAUUCAGGAACUGCUGUGCAGCCCCUCAGAGUACCGCUUGGAGAUCCUAGAGUGGAUGUGUACCCGGGUCUGGCCCUCACUGCAGGACAGGUUCAGCUCACUGAAAGGGGUCCCAACAGAGGUGAAGAUCCAAGAAAUGACGAAGCUGGGCCACGAGCUGAUGCUGUGUGCGCCAGAUGACCAGGAGCUCCUCAAGGGCUGUGCCUGCGCCCAGAAGCAGCUACACUUCAUGGACCAGUUGCUCGAUACCAUCCGGAGCCUGACCAUUGGGUGCUCCAGUUGCUCGAGCCUGAUGGAGCACUUCGAGGACACCAGGGAGAAGAACGAGGCCUUGCUGGGGGAGCUCUUCUCUAGCCCCCACCUGCAGAUGCUCCUGAAUCCAGAGUGCGACCCGUGGCCCCUGGACAUGCAGCCCCUCCUCAACAAGCAGAGUGAUGACUGGCAGUGGGCCAGUGCCUCUGCCAAGUCCGAGGAGGAGGAGAAGCUGGCGGAGCUUGCCAGGCAGCUGCAGGAGAGUGCUGCCAAGUUGCACGCGCUUAGAACGGAGUACUUUGCACAGCAUGAGCAAGGGGCUGCUGCGGGCGCAGCCGACAUCAGCACCCUAGACCAGAAGCUGCGUCUGGUCACUUCCGACUUCCACCAGCUAAUCUUGGCUUUUCUCCAAGUCUACGACGACGAGCUGGGCGAGUGCUGCCAGCGCCCAGGCCCUGACCUCCACCCGUGCGGCCCCAUCAUCCAGGCCACGCACCAGAAUCUGACUUCCUACAGCCAAAUCCCCAGAGGCCAACCUAAAAAGCCGGCUUUAGUUACGAUGACUACAGUUCCCACGUGCGCAACUCUGCCCUUGGCUCAAGGAUUCCGUGAUGUUCAUUUUGGUUUUCUAAGCGAGAGGCUCCGAGCCUUCCAACCUCUGACUGGCUGGUCCUGUGAGACCCCUCGAUCAGGGAUGCUGCUGCAAGUGGUCAUGGCAGUUGCUGACACCUCUGCGAAGGCCGUGGAGACCGUGAAGAAGCAGCAAGGCGAGCAGAUCUGCUGGGGUGGCAGCAGCUCCGUCAUGAGUCUAGCUACCAAGAUGAAUGAACUAAUGGAGAAAUAGAAAGUCUUCAGUGAUGGCCUACGCCAAAGCACAGGAUGGGGCGGGCAGGAAGCCCUCUCCCAAGAUCGAGUUGGCCGAGGAUGGAUGAUUGUGGCAGCAGAAGCCGUUGCAGCCCCACGUUGUGCUCUAGGCAGGGACCUUUGGCCCCUUUGGGGAGGGAGAGACAGACGGGCGGUUUGACUUGGACACAAAGAAAGCCUUGGUUUCUAA